Molecule: messenger RNA, 3682 nt
Organism: Exophiala mesophila
Lineage: Eukaryota; Fungi; Ascomycota; Eurotiomycetes; Chaetothyriales; Herpotrichiellaceae
Exons: 2
Coding region: 1407-3287 (626 amino acids)
Biological process (GO): regulation of DNA-templated transcription
Molecular function (GO): DNA-binding transcription factor activity, RNA polymerase II-specific; zinc ion binding
Source: RefSeq, a predicted model, not a curated record
GCAGAUGGCUCCCAGGGUUCCUCGAUCCAGGGAGUGUGGCAGUCCGCACCAGGAGAGGUCGAGGCGCCGACAGCCCUUCUUCGGUUCGAGGGGCGGUAAUGAGGCUUGACGGAGUAGCAUCCCCGAGAGUCCCCUCGACCAUCAAUUAUUCUCAACCCUCAACCCUCGCUCCUCACUGCCAGCUGGUGUUGGUGCGCGGGGCGCAAAACUCCUACGGGCGACAAUUGAUUUGUUGGCUGCGGGUGGGAUCCCCACUCUUACAAGCUCCCCUCUCCCCUCUCCCCUCCCACCUUCAAUUCUCCUCGACUCGAUUGGAUUCUUGAUGCAGGAGAGGGAAAGGGAGUAGACAAAGCGCUUCUCGCGCCUCUCCUCACCACCCACCGCCCAACGCCCACAGGCCCAACACCACCUCGUGACCUGUCCCUCGCCUGCUCGCACCACCCCAUUCCGCGGCGCCAGGAUCCAAGCAUCCACGCACCACGCACCACGGCAUCAAAAAGAGUCAAUGUGGUCGGAGGCCACGAUCGGAGAUGGAACGAGUGAAUGGCCAGUCGACACCCUUGUCGUCCCUCUCGGCUUUUCCUGUGCCCUUUUUGCCUUCCCUCGCCCUGCCCACGCCUGCCCUUCAACUUCUCUUCAUUCGCUCUAGCGGAGGUUUGACACGCUGCGAUACUAGUAGCUCGCGGGCUAGUGAUUUGGUCCGCUCUGUCGGAGGUCUCGCUGGCUUCCCGCACCCGCAGCCUCAGGCUCAUCCUCAGGCUCGAGACAGGACAGGAUAGGAUACGACAGGACACGACAGGACACGCCCCCCUCGCUCGCGGCCUGGCCAGAAGUAGCGGCAUUGAGUGUGGUACUUAGUGGCAGUCGUGUUGAACCACCAUUCCAGAUUCCAUCUCUCGCACACUGACUGCACCUGCGCCCUGUUCCAUCCCGCCAGCUGCAUAGCUUCCAUCCCAUCCAUUUGUCUACCUUUUUGUCUUCCUGGGUACCUUACCUACUAGUUACCCUCCUGUGCCUGCUCACGCUACCACCUCACCUCACCUCGCCCUACCAAUCCUCUUCUCACCUCUAACCUCUAACCUCUCACUUCUGGUCUCGCCUCCCAUACCAUCUGACCACUCUUUCAAAUCACUUUUUCUUUACACCCACCCCGCUUACCACUGUAUCUUCACUUCCUUUAUUUUCUGCACUUCUGCUUCAGGCGCUGCAGCUUCGACACAGCUUUACCCGCUCGGGUUUGCCUGUAACGAAGCUGAACCGGUCCACCCCUCCACCUGACCUUCCGCCUUGCUUGCCUGGCCCAACGACAGCUUCCCACCUGACCUCACCACCACCAACGGCCCGAGCGCAGCUCCAGCGCCUCGGGCUCCCUACCUGUCUUGCCACCCCAUCACGUCCAUGUCCUCAUGAUGGAUACUUCUCCCGCAAUGACAUCUGAUUCAUCCUCUCUGAAGAGGCCUCGUUCGCCCACCGACAAUGCCCCUCUACCCUUGGCCAAGGUCCCCCGGACUGCCACCAAUCACCUACAAAUCAACUACCUCGCUCGACAACAAAAAGAGACCAUUCCCCUCGUCACCGCCAACGACAAGCUACCAGAGUUAGCUCGACUCUUAGGCGAAUAUGAUGGUGUCCUGCAGCGUCAUGAGAGCAUGGCCGGAAACCUCGGCGCUUGUCCGCUGGGACCUAUCUUGCUCAAACGCUUUGAGAGACUUUUUGACGGGCCUCCCAAAGUCCUCAAGUCCCACGCAAAAGACUCCACUAUUAGUUGGUUGGAUGUGGUGGAAUUUGCCCAGAACAACCCAAAGCAGUUCAACCUAGAAAGAACGCGGAAUGGAAUUCGAGUCUGUCAGUUCUACACCAAGCAAUGUCGAGUGGAGGUCUCGGAGGAAGAUUAUGUCCUCAUUGCCAGCGGAAUGCCUCAAAAGCUCAUCCCUCCACAGCCCAUUCCCGAGGACGAGGAAAAGGAACUGGCAGUCAUGGAUCUUUUGGAUCGAAACCUCGGACAAAUUAUUCAGCUUGCAGAUCAAGUUUCUGGCAGAGCUCGACAAAUGAUUCACAAGAUGAAGAAUCGGAGGACCGCGAUCUUGGCCCGACGAGAGCAUGAGGCGGAAGCGAAAAAGCAACCUCCUGAUGUCCGAGCAUCUCCUCUUUCUCCCGCCGAGACCAACGGCAAUGUCGCCAGGCCCUUGCGCAGUAUAGAGGUUUCACACUCACCUCCGGCUGGCUUUAUGACGGUCAAUUUGAGGCAAGCGGGACAUGAACCAGAAUCAAGAGCGGCGCCCACCACGACAGGUGAAACACAUCGAGGUAAUGUCGAAGAUGCAUUGAGCCAGAACCUUGCCAACCACAAUGGCAGAAUCGUCGACGAGCCCUCACCGAGUGUGAGAAGUGAAAUGCUGCACAAGUUCUUGACACCGGCUGAACGCGAGGCAGGCUUGACAGAAGAGACCAUCCGACGGUCCUCGUUGGGGACAACUCGAACGAGUGUCAUGCAGCAGAACUCGGCAGAGAAGCAACGGUCGCGGUCUACUGACUUAGCAGGCGGUGUGGAUGGUGGCAAGAACCCGCCCUCGGUUGCUAUCCCCAGUACUCCCGUGUCACUGUUGCCCCAGAUGAAACCCUCGCCCAUGGACAGGGACGACGGCGGCCCUUUCAAAUCAGAAAUGGUGCGAAGAAUGGAUAACAUGUGGAAAGGAGACCGCGUCAUCCCCCCAUGUGAUCGAUGUCGAAGACUACAUAUGGACUGUCUCAAGAAUCUGACGGCGUGUAUGGGGUGCACCAAGAAACAUGCCAAAUGCUCCUGGAAGGAGGUCAAGGCGGAUGAAUUACAGGGCAUUAGCACGAGACAUUCAGCUUCACCGGAGCGGGAGAGGGCAGCGUCCGGGCCUAGCCAGGACCCGGAGCCGGCACCGCCGUUGUCAGCGAACUCGACCAUUGUGGUCUCUGACCGUCAUGAAGUGGCUCCGAGGCCAACGGCUGAAGCAGGUGCUCGUGUAGAAGAAGCUGCAAAGGAGAACAGGGCUGAAGCGACUCAACCAGGCAGGAAAAGCGAGCCGGCUCUGGGCUUAGGAAUGACGGCCAAAUUCGACGUCCGACCACCACCACUGGGGCAAACAGCUCAUGGUGCAGCAGGGCGGCGCUCAUCGACUGUGCCGACACUGUAUGGAGGACAGUAUUCGCCAGCCGCACGGGGUGGUGAGGAGGAAGAUGAUGACGAGGGUGACAGACUCCUGGCACUUGCAGCGCGGGUCUAUCGAACAGCGUCUCAGAGCGGACAUCGCAUGUAAGAUGUGUGAUUGACAGAGAUGGAAGGGGACGAGGUGGGGUAUGUCAAGAUGAGUUUUGAGAAAGCUUGACUGCAUUUGAGUUGACCAUGGAGCAAAGGCGAUAAAAGAGAGACGAUGAGACCCGCUCAGGAAGGAGAUGACUGGGGUGCGUACAGCGAUCUAUGGGUCACACAGGAUCAAAAGUACUAGAAAAGAGUUCUUCUUUGGUGUAUUCAUAUGGACGCAGUUGGCAUGGUUGUGUAGUUGGCAUCACGUGCACCUAUGCAAUGUACGAGUAUUACUGUACUCGUACGAUGUUGAGCGUAGAGCAUGACAGUAUCGCAGCAUCGCAGCAUCAUAACACCGCAGCAUGGAGAUUCAAACAAGAACAAGCAUUACUACUAUGCUCUCUUUAC